Messenger RNA from Trichobilharzia szidati, 5859 nucleotides. Lineage: Eukaryota; Metazoa; Platyhelminthes; Trematoda; Strigeidida; Schistosomatidae. The record is from the annotation of a GenBank genome assembly.
CUCUAUCACAGAAAUAAAGAACAUACAACGCGUUUCUUACCCCCUUUCUUUGUAAUUUUUUUUUCAAAUAAAAAAAAUACAUAUUUUAAUUGUGAAUAAUAAUAAUCCAAUGAUUGACGGAUAGGGUAUUUGAUAAAUCGCUUAUACAGUUCAGAGAUAAACAGCAAAAUAGCGAACGGAAAUGUUGUAUGGGGAUAAUAGUAACGAUAAUAAUAAUCAUCAAAAUGAAAAUAAUAAUAAUAAUGAUAAGAGUAAAUAACAAGAAAUUGAUGUCUAGGUGUCUUGAAAAGUGUCAAGGUUAAUAACAAACAACAAGGAACAACAACACAUCGAAAUGAUCUAUUUUUGGACAGAAUAUUCAUUAGACUACGAAGUCACCGUGGCAAGUUAACUCACUGACAUUGGAUUUGGAACAUUUCUUGGUAUAUAUCCCUACAGUAUCCUAUUAUAUCAUCAGUACAUCUACACAAUUAUUAUUAUUAAUAUAUAUUUGGCAUAUUUCUUUUCAGUGGAAUUGUUUAAUGUAUCCUUGAUGCUUUCUGGACAUUAAUACGAAUAUACGAAUAUUGACAAUUACUCAAAGUCAUUUCAUUUGACCAGUUAAUAUUACUUACACAUUUUUGUUGAAUUCAAGUUUUCCUAGUGUUGUUUACCUUAAUGACUUAUUGUUGGAAAAGUAUCCUAUUUCUAAUUGUAUUUAUACCCUUAUGAAAUUUUAACAGUAAUGCCAAGACGAAGACGUUCCUCACCGGCAAAUACUACUACUACUACUACGACAACAAGUACCACUACUACUGCUGUUAGUAAUAAUAAUAAUAAUGGAAGAGCAAUAAAUACAUCUACAAGUCAUCAACACUAUCAACACUAUCAUAAUCAUCAUUCAACACAUAAUACUAACAAUACUAAUAAUAAUUCCAGUAACGCUUUAAGAUUUCGUGGAGGACGAAGUGGUGGUGGUGAUACAAUCUCACCUCAGCAUAAUCGAUCUCAGGAUACACAAGAAACUCAAGAUUGUCAUGUUUCAUCUACAACUACUAAUUUAAUGCAAGAAAUUCAAAGUCAUCCUCUUUAUCCCCUGUUGGCUUUAUUAUUACAACAAUGUGAAAUAGCUACAGCCAGACCAGAUUCACCACCUCCAUUGGACACUUUCACUACAGAAUUGACUUCAUACAUUCAACGUCGGAUAGAACAACAACAACAACAGCAACAACAACAGGAUGAAGAAGUCGGAGAGGGUGAUGAUUUAAAACCAACUUCAUUAAAAUUAAGUAAUCGCCGUGAAAAAAAUAAUAAAAUCAAUGAGAAAUUUGGAAGUACAGAAGAUUCAGGUAAUCGUAAUACUGAGACUACAUCUGGCAUAACAACAGCUGAUAUUCCAAUCACCACAAAAACUACAGUGACUACAAAUACAUCAUCUAAUAAUGCUAGUCACAAGACAAAUUCAACAAUACAUACACGGAAUAACAAUGAACGUUUCUCGUCGCAUAAUAAUAAAUUGAACAAUGAAACAUCUUCACAACUUUUAGACAAUACUGACAUUCCGUUUCAUAAAUCAGCUGGAUGUAAUAAAAUGAAUAGUGAUAAAAAUAAUUCAGAUCACUUACCGAAUGAUACUGAUAUAUCAAAACAAAAUUGUACAUUUAAUGAUGAAAGAAAAUAUGAAUUUCUGAGCAACAAUUCAGAGUUAGAUGAAUUGAUUGUAAAAGCUAUACAAGUGUUGCGUAUACACUUAUUGGAGCUGCAUAAAGUCAAUGAACUUUGUAAAGAUUUCUGUUCCCGGUAUAUUUAUAGUUUAAAAUCGAAAUUUCAAUCAGAUCCCCUAAUCCAUGACUCACAACCAUCUUCACCAGGCGAAUCCGAGGCACUUUCUCCAAUUGCAUCAGGUUGUUACAAUCCCCGUUAUCCUCAUCAUCAUCAUAUGUUAGGAUCAAAUUUCCCCUAUCAUCCUGGAUCAACAGAUAUGAUUCCACCAGGCUACCGACGUCAUUUAUCCGGUCGACUUGAUGAUGAUUCCUUAUGUGGUUCAUCCGAUGUGGAAAAUCCUCGAUCAGGUUGUCUGCAUUCCAAUUCAUUGCACAAUCUUAAUCGUACAGGUUAUGAUAUGCAAGGAUCAUGUUACAAUACAAAUUUUCAUACAGUUGAUUAUAACUCUCCUUAUUUUAUGGAUAAAUCUAUGAUACAAGAGGAUGGUUCAGUAUCUUGUGAUGAAUCACUUUCACAGCUUCAUUCAUUCCUUUCACCGUAUGGUUCAUCUACGUUAAGUAGUGCAGCUUUUCAUGCCAGUUUGGAUGGUUUAUGUGUUGGUGGGAAACAAAAACGUGGAGUAUUGCCUAAAAGAGCUACACAGAUCAUGAAACAAUGGCUAUUUCAACACCUUGUACAUCCAUAUCCAACAGAAGAUGAAAAGCGACAAAUAGCGAGUCAAACAAAUUUGACUUUAUUACAAGUUAAUAAUUGGUUCAUCAAUGCUAGACGACGUAUUCUACAACCAAUGCUUGAUUCUUCAAAUUUUGUACCACUUGGAAAUAAUUGUAACAGUGUUGAUGGAUCAUCUGAUAGAAUGUCAGGCUCGAUUGGUUCAAGUGAAACACACGUGAUUAGUAAAAAGAAAAAAGCUGCAACAAGCAGACCUUCAAAUAACCGUUUCUGGCCAGCAAGUUUAGUCGCUGCAGCUGCUAUACACCCUGCAGCCGCUGGUUUAGUAUCAUCUGGCAGCAGUAGUUUCAGUGCAGCAAUCAAUUCCGCCCUCAACAGUACCAGUAACAGUAAUGCUGUUAACACUACAACAAGUUCCGCACGAUCUGAUUGUCACACAUCAGAAACACGACCUAGUUCUUUAGAUGAAGUGAACAGUGAUACCUCAGUGCAUUCAAUAUCGAAACAUCCAUCCAAGUGUGGUUAUAUUCCUCAAAACUAUGAAUCAUCAUUGUCGUUACCUAACAGUUCUGAAGAAAAUCAUCCCUAUGAUAAUAACAAUAAGUUAUCAUCAUCUGACCUUUGGAAUCUUGAUACACGUACAGAUUUAUUUAAUUCACAGAAAUUCUAUUCCACCCUACAGUCCAGUUUACCUUCAACAAAAAUAAGAGCCAGUAUGCAUGAUAAUAAUCUUGGCGUAUGCAACAAUGAUGCUACUGGAAGUAUAUCGAAUUCCUCCACUCUAUCAAGUCAAAAUCAUUCAUUCCCAACAGAUACAAAUCAGUGUUUAAGUCAGUUCAGUUCAACAACUACCAUGGGAACAGAUCCAUCACAGAUGAUAUCUGGAAAGUAUGAUCCCAUGCAUCAUGAGAAUUUAAAUGUAAAACAAUCAGAUGAAAUCGUCAAUAAACACAUGACUCCAUUGAUGAUGUCAUCUUUAUCAUCGUCAUCUUCGUGUUCUAAUUCAAAAGAAACAGAUCAGCAGGGUACAGAUACAUUACAACAACAACAACAAAGACACACUGACGGGGUAUCGGAGAAGAGUUUUUCAUUAAGUAAACCAGCGGACUGUAAAUCAUUAUUUAUUAGUGGUAAUACCAGUAAUAACAAUAAUACUAAUAACAUGCCUUCUAGGAGUGAAGUGAGUACCGAUAAUAUUAGCGUAAAAGCAGAAAGGAAUUUCCGUGAAUUCAAUCCAGUCUUGUCGAAUAUAUCAGUGGAUUCAAAUGAAAGUAAAGGGAACAACAACAGCACUAUAGAAAAUGGAUUAUUGGAUACAAACUUAAUGAACACCGGUAAUCCCAGUGGUAGAGACUUUGCAAACAUUUCAAAUGGUGAUAACGCCGCCACCGCCGCCUAUGGAUUAAGACCACAGAAUGAUUUAGCCAUGACAAUGAUGAUGAUGAAUUCAUCAGCAUCAUCAUCGAACUAUCCACAGAAUUAUUCCUCUAUGCUGUUAUCUCAUGCACAGACUUAUUCAAAUUACUUGUCUAAUAGCAUGAGUAUGUCAAGCAAUUUGUUACCAUUCGAUAUUCAUAACAAUAAUAAUACUAAUUCUAAUUAUAAUCAUGGUAAUAAUGCAAGUAGUCAUUUCAACCAGUUGAACUAUCCAUCUCAUACAUAUCCUAAUAUUGCUAAUCUUACAACAACAAGACAAAGUUCAGGGUUUAAUCAGACCGCCAAUUUCCCCAUAUCAAAUUUAAACAAUUCAUCUACUACUCCUGAUCCUAGUGCAUCCCAACAUCAACAUUCUAAUCAAUCUCCAUCUAUACAUAAUAAUAAUACAGAAGUAUCAGAUGUUGUUUCUGAGCAUUGGUCACAUCUUACAGAUACAUCAUCGUGUAGCCAAUUUAAGCAUAAUUUGAAUUCAAUUAAUCAUACAUUUCCUACAAGCUGGACAAAUAAGCUAAAACAGUUUAGCUCGUCUACACUACAGAAUCAUAUUAAUACCGACUGUUUAUCCGCUUCAUCAGAAGAUGAUCCACAACGACAUCAACAUCAUAAGCAAUCGCAUCCUCCUCACCACCAUCAUCAUCAUCAUGGUCAACGUCAUCAUCUACACGAUAAUCAACAUCCUGGUGAGUCAGAUGGUCAACAAUUUAUGGAGUGUUUAAGAAAUUCCAGUCUUUUAAGCCGUAAUGAUGAAUCAAGUGAUGAACAGUUAUCAAGUAGUAUACACACUUCUGGUCAAAUGUUUUAUAAUCAUCCCAGUGAUAUAAUUAAUAAUUCGAAUUAUACACACGCUGAAUCAAGUUUACAGGAUUCCUUGAAUUCCAAGUCAAUUUAUCCUAUACCAUACGAUCAUAAUCAUCAUCAGCAUCACCAUCAGCAUCACCAUCAGCAUCAGCAACAUCAAGAGCAUCAACAACUUCACCAUCAUCUUCAGUAUAACAAUACAAUCCCAUUCGGUCAUAUCACUAAUAUGAAUAAUAGCAAUACUAGUAAUUUCAGUGCAAUUGAAUGCACUGACACUAGUGACAGUACAAGCCAUAAUGACAAUAAUAAAACAAGUGUAUCAUUCUUUAAAUCACCGCCAAUGAAUAAACCAAACUCGAACUAUAUAUAUCCUAAUUCAUAAGUUAUCAGAAUUCCCCCAAUACCUUCCCUUCCCCUCCCCGUUGCCCGCCAGCUAAUGAUCACAAUGUUUUACUUUCAAACUUUCUAAGCUUUCUUCAUUUCAUAUUUGUACAUAAUUGAAUAUAUACAUAUAUAUGCACAUAUAAUAUUUCUAAGAGGAAACUUAUUAUAUGAAUUUAUCUGUUUUGAUAAUAUUUUCAUCUUGAAAUAACGCGAAAAAGUUGUUAUUUCUAUUACUUCUACUACUACUGAUGCUCUUUCCUGUCUAUAAUCUUCGUGUUCCCAACACAAAUGAAUUAAAUUGAAGUCUUCUAAAUGUGGAUUGUACACACAGACUUUAAAUGUACACAACAAAAGGUAAUACUGGCACAAACUUUCCAGUUAUACACUUCUCUACUGGAUGGCAAUAAUCUAAGGUGUUUGGUGAUAUACAAAAAUAAUUAAUGAUAGAAAAUAAAAAAAAAUAUAAUGAAGGAUGACAAGAUUAUCUGACUGAAAUAUUUCACUUCUAUUGUACAAAAACAAUAUUGAUAGAAUAAUAAACCCAUAUUUACAUCUUUAGUAAAAAUGGGGGGAGGGGCGGGAGGUAGUUAGAAGUUGCCUGUUCAACAGAAACACUUUCUUUCGUCGCCCGAUCUUUCUUCUUCUCCUUCUCCUACUUCGUCUUCUGUAUUUGUUUUUCUCUCUUUUCAGCUUUUCUUUAUUUCAUGGAAAACAGGGUAAUAUUGUUACAGUAAUGAUAACUUUUUAUUAUGAAUUUUAUUGAAAAUGGAGAAGAAGAGGAAGAGGAUGAAGAAAAAGAAGAAGCAAGAAGCAAGAAAUGGCUAGUGAAUCUUAUUAUUAAUUCGUUAUUUUCAUUAUUACCAG